GAAUCAUUCUCUACCCGUGGUGGUGAGCGGACGUGCACAGUGCGCUACGCCUGCGCUGAGUCGCACCCGACACGAGGAAUUCGCACCAGAUUGCGUAAGCUGGCUGAUUGGACGAGCGAGGGUGCGAUGCGGCUGUUCAGUGCUCGUGCAGCCAGCGCCGAGUGUGGAGGUGCUUCGGGAGUGCUCUCGCCACUGACCAACACGAGCGAGGGACUGCGGCCGGCCCCGACCUUCACGACUCCGACUCUGUCGCUGACUCCGACCACUUUGCGCUCCAUUGAAGACUCGCUGAUGGAUACCGGAGAAGGUGGUGCCUCUCGGCCGGCCGCUCACCAGUACCAGGCCGGCUUCGUGGUGCCUCCGGUGACGUUCUCUCAGCUGGACCAGCACCGGUGGCAGGGCGGCGUGACCACCGUCACCGCCGGCCGUUCCGCCGGCGGACCUUCCCUGAUCGACGCGGCCGCCCGGCCGGCGCCGCAGGGCCACCGGCGCGGCGGCCGCCGGCCCAGAGACGACGCCGUCUCGCCCGAGGAGGAGCACCGACGUCGUCUGCGACGCGAGCGGAACAAGCAGGCGGCGGCGCGGUGUCGGCAGCGACGCGUCACGCUGACCAACACGCUGCAGGCCGAGACGGACGAGUUGGAGAUGGAGCGCUCGGCGCUGGAGCGCGAGAUCCGCCACCUGCAGGCGCAGAAGGAGGAGCUCCACUUCCUGAUAGAGUCGCACCGGCCCUGCUGCCGCAUCGGCAAGGAGAACGAGCCGGCGCCGGCGCCCACUCGCCGCUCGUUCGUCGUCAAACAGGAGCCGGCGGAGGAGGCCACCGUGCCGCAGGCGGCGCCCUACCUGGGUCAGCCGGCUGUCUCCGCCGGGCUCGAGCAGACGGUGCCUCAGGCGGGCCCGGCCCGACAGGCGCGGCCCACCUCGCUGGCACUGGUGCCGAGCAGCGGCCCUGGCGUGGCCAUCAACACGCCCUCGCACGGCCUGGGACUCAACUUUGACUCGCUGAUGGAGGGCGGCACGGGACUGACCCCGGUCACAUGUACCGGCCUGCCUCCGCUGCUCCCCGUGAGCGGUGGCGGAGCGCUGGCCACACCCGUGGUCACCUCACAGGCCGAGCUGCGCAGAGGGGACAUGCUGAGCCCUGGUGACCGUCACCUGGUGUCCCUGUGAGACCCGCACCCCGGCCGGCGGCUGGACGGAGCAGUACAACGUGUGGCUGUUCCCCUGUUGACAUAGUGAGAUAUUUAUUGCAUGUCUGUUGUUCGCAGUUUGCAUAUCGUUCACCCGUUUGUCAUAUACGCACAGCUUUGCGAAUCAUCGUGUUAUUUAUUUACCUGAUCAGUUCAAUUGCCAACGAGACCAUCAAUGUAGUACUGUUGGAGUUGACCUAUGCACUAUAUUUGUCAUGUAUUCGGUAUUAUUACCGAAGUGAAGUGUAACAUGAAUACAACUUCAUGAAUCUA
Messenger RNA from Amphibalanus amphitrite, 1463 nucleotides. Its product is annotated as protein fosB-like. Gene Ontology annotation, cellular component: nucleus. The transcript has a single exon. Gene Ontology annotation, molecular function: RNA polymerase II cis-regulatory region sequence-specific DNA binding; DNA-binding transcription factor activity, RNA polymerase II-specific. Bases 127 to 1170 code for a protein of 347 amino acids. The record is from RefSeq and is a predicted model, not a curated record. Gene Ontology annotation, biological process: regulation of transcription by RNA polymerase II. NCBI's taxonomy places the organism in Eukaryota, Metazoa, Arthropoda, Thecostraca, Balanomorpha, Balanidae.